AUGGAAAAAUGGGUUGUUUCCAAGUUUAUUCCUGAGCAUAGUCAUCCAUUUGUGGAUGAUGUUAAAGUAGAGAAGGUCAAGAAAAGGAGACAGGUUCCUGUCAUACCUGCUGAGUUUAGUUCCAUGUUUGAAGGCCUUUCCAGAGAUGGAGGUAAUGAGAUCAGUCUUGAUUCGGUUUUGGGAGGGGGUGAGUCAUUUGGGUUGUUGGAGUAUUUGAAGACGCAGCAGUCAAAGAACCCGGCAUUUUUCUAUUCCGUGCAGGUUGAUGGAAAUGAUCAUCUAACCAAUGUUUUCUGGGCUAAUGCAAAAGCUCGGGAAUCUUACAGUUAUUUUGGUGAUGUUGUCAUGUUUGACACCUCAUACAAGGACAACAAACAGAUGUUGCCGUUUGCAGCCUUUACAGGAUACAAUCAUCAUUUGCAGCCUGUUGUUUUUGGAUGUGCUUUAGUUGUCGAUGACACAACUGCUUCACUAAUUUGGUUGUUUGAGACCUUUUUGGUGGCUAUGCAUGGGCGUCAUCCUGUUUCAUUGGUUAGUGAGCAUAGUGGUGCUUUGAAAGCAACCACAGCAAGGGUUUUCUCCAGCUCAUGUCAUCGGUUUUGCAAGUGGCGUAUCUUGAGCAAAUGUAAGGAGAAGUUGCCUGAUAUCUGUUCUGAUAAAGUAGCUCGGUCCACUUUCAAGCAAGAACUUAAGAAAUGUAUUGAUGAGUCACAGACAAUUGAAGAUUUUGAAUCAGAUUGGGAAGCAAUUCUUUCUAAAUAUGGUCUGAGGGAUAACGUGUGGAUGCAAUCAUUAUACGAAGUUCGGCAGCAAUGGGCAAGAGUUUACCUGAAGAGCACAUUCUUUGCGGAAGUAUCACCAUUUCAAAGAGCUGAAAGCAUGAAGAAAUUCUUUAAAAGAAACUUUGAAAAAAAUGCUAACUUGAGAGAGUUCAUUGUGAAAUUUGAUCAAGCUAUGUAUGGUCAGUUAGAGAAAGAAGUAAAAGAGGAUUUCACCAGUAUGUGUGGUUCACCCAUAUUGAAAACUGGAUCACCCAUGGAGAAACAAGCAGCAUUGACUUACACUAAGACCAUAUUUGCCAUUUUCCAGGAAGAGUUUAUCCAGUCUUUUGCUUAUCUUUCUGAUAAAAUUGAGGACGGAACAAUUUGUACAUACAGAGUAUCUUUAAAAGGAGGCAGCAUCCAGAAAUCCUUCUUUGUCUCCUUUGAUGUUCCCAAUAUGCAUGCUGCCUGUACCUGUGGUAUGUUUACCUUCUCAGGCAUCCUAUGUAGGCAUGCCUUACGAGUAUUUUCUAUUCUUGGUUUUUGUAAGCUUCCCGAUUACUACUUUUUGAAAAGAUGGAAGCAGAUUGCUAAAAAUGGUGCAAUAUCGUACAAACCUCCAGAGCUUCUGCAUACUGAUAAAAUUUCUGUAGCUUCUCGGUACAAUAGUCUCUUCCUAGAUGUCCUUAAGUUUGCAGAAGAAGGGUCAACAUCUGCUAUCAUCUAUAAGGUGGCAAAGGAUGCUCUCCACAAAGCUUUUACUGAAGUUGCUGCUGCUAGAAAAGCUGUCUGUUCAACAGAGAAAGGGCACUAGUUUUCAUCAUUAUCAAUGGCGACGUGACCGAAAAUUUGGGGAUCCAUGAUCAAAAGAUGUGGCAUCAGGCUGCUUCUGAAGUGACAAUAUUGCUUGAAGGAUUUUGUUGCUUAACAAAAGCUGAAUGUUGAUGAGAAUGAGGAUGCUCAUCCUAACAAUUAGCAGCUACUGCAUAUUGAGUGCAAAAUUCUCCGAGUUUAUCUGCUACCUGGACUACAUUUAUCAUUUCUGAUUACGACUUGUCACAAGCCAUCUCUGUCAAUACCCUCGGUUGUGCAUAUAAAAGCCAUAGACAAAUCUCCAGGUGAUUGUUUUGCUUGAAUGGCAUGAUCCAUAAAUGGCUGCUGCGGCUCUGAAGGAUUCAGGAGUUCAAAUUAUGAGCAGAUGUGAAUCAUUUCUGAUAAUCCUUGACCAUCUUUUUUUCUGGGAAAAUUGUAUUAAACACUGGCGCAAACCUGAACUUUUUUUGGGAGGAAAUUGUCAGCUGUUCUUGCAACUUUCUUCAAAGAUUCAUUGAGGCUGUUGUUUGGCUGAUAAGUGCAACUCAUGCAACUGUGUCUCCAUAUUUGGACAUGUUUAGGAACUCUAAAUAUUCAUC
Dioscorea cayenensis subsp. rotundata (Guinea yam) is the source of this 2173-nucleotide messenger RNA. Its product is annotated as protein FAR1-RELATED SEQUENCE 5-like. Lineage: Eukaryota; Viridiplantae; Streptophyta; Magnoliopsida; Dioscoreales; Dioscoreaceae. Gene Ontology annotation, molecular function: zinc ion binding. The record is from RefSeq and is a predicted model, not a curated record. The coding region runs from base 1 to 1575 and encodes 524 amino acids. Gene Ontology annotation, biological process: regulation of DNA-templated transcription. The transcript has 3 exons.